Rattus rattus (black rat) is the source of this 2388-nucleotide messenger RNA. RefSeq names its product RecQ mediated genome instability 2 (gene Rmi2). The transcript has 2 exons. Gene Ontology annotation, cellular component: nuclear speck; cytosol. The coding region runs from base 28 to 477 and encodes 149 amino acids. NCBI's taxonomy places the organism in Eukaryota, Metazoa, Chordata, Mammalia, Rodentia, Muridae. The record is from RefSeq and is a predicted model, not a curated record. Gene Ontology annotation, biological process: negative regulation of double-strand break repair via homologous recombination; regulation of sister chromatid segregation; DNA repair.
UUGGCGGGAAAGUGGCAGUAGCUCAGCAUGGCAACUGCAGCGUCUGAAUCGCUGUCUUCGGGUGGCCCCGGGGCCGUACGGCUGCCCCGCUCGCCGCCCCUCAAGGUGCUGGCAGAACAGCUGCGGCAGCACGCAGAAGGUGGCCCGGGCGCGUGGCGGCUGGCCCGGGCGGCGGUGGGCCGCACGCCGCUGGAGCUGGCGGCCGUGUGGAUGCAGGGUACUGUGCUGGCGGCGGAAGGCGGCCAGGCGCGGCUGCGGGACCCGAGCGGGACCUUCUCCGUGCGUGGCCUGGAGCGUGUACCACGCGGCCGGCCUUGCCUGUUCCCAGGAAAGUACGUGAUGGUCAUGGGGGUGGUUCAGGCCUGCAGUCCUGAGCCCUGCCUGCAGGCCGUGAAGAUGACGGACCUUUCUGACAAUCCUGUCCACGAAAGCAUGUGGGAACUGGAGGUGGAAGACUUACACAGGAACAUCCCUUAGAGCUGGGACCCUCUAAGAACAGCUCCCCGUAAAGGAAUCUACCCCCAGCUGGGUCUCAGGAGCAGCAUGAAGGUUUCUUGAAGACAUUUGCUUUGGUUGAGUCAGACGUCUGGACCCUGGGAGCUGGAGCUUCAGUUGUCUCAGCCACUACUCCCUGCCCGUGCUUUGCUUGCAUGAGAAGCAGAUGUCCCCCCUUUGUCCCUUACGUGUGUUCCUUUCUCUCGCUGAAGCACAUGGAAAGUUCCUGUCGUCAUUUCCUGAAUCUGCGAGGGAUGACACUUUCUCCUUGACUGCACCUCUGAAUUUCAGUCGUUGCCAGUGGGUUAAAAUUAUGGACAUGAGGACAGAAUGGCAUGGUGGCCUGCCUUCCAUCACCAGCCAUUGCCAUCUUGUAGGGCAGGUGCCAACCUCUUGCUGACAGCUCUCUCUCUCUGCUUCAUAUGCUUUUUCCUCAUUGUCUGUGUCCUUCGACUCUGAAGCUGAGGCCAGCUGUUGAGAAUGGUCAGAAUCCUUACAAUGCUCCGUUGAACUUAAAAUUCCAAGAUGGAGACAGACUUUUCAAACACUUCUCCUUCAAAACUAUUGUGGAGAGACGCCAGGGUGGGAAUAGCCUGCAGGCUUAGAGUCCUGACCUCCUUUCUGUAUGAAACGCCUUUCUGUUGGGAUUGUGUCAGUGUUGGGUUUGACUUUCUGCUGAUGACCCAGGCUAGGUUCAUAUUUGGAUGACAAAGACCAAGCAGCCCACCUUACUAUGAUAUGGCAGAAGUUUUCUAGUGACAUUUCUGCAUGGCGUGGUUUUAAAAGUAAGCUCUAGUAUCUGUCUGUCCUAAAGACAGGGCCUUCAGGUAUCUCCCGCUCGUGACCCUCUCCCCCCACUCCAGACUGUUGAGAUUACUGGUGUGCACUACUAUGUCUGCAGUGCUGGGGAUGGAACCCAGGGCUUCCUGCAGGCUAAGCAAACACUGUUACUGAGCCACGUUUCCAGCAUAAAAUGUUGAUUUAUUAAAACAGUUGUAGGUUUUCAGAAAAAUUGAUCAGAAGGUGUUCCCAUAACUGCCAUCGAAGCUAAGAACACAGUGUCGAUGACCUAGAGCCCCAGCUCUUGUGUCUUAAAUAAGGCUAGCUGUAUGAGGCAGGCCUCUUGCCUCAGCCUGCAGAGUGCUAGGAUCCUGAUCCACACCUCACACUCAGCCCCCACGCCCAGACUCACCUGGAUUGCCGUGAGCAGCAGGUGGCACUUGGAGUCACUUGGCAGGAAGUGCCAAGAGCAAGGGACAGAGCAAGGGACAGAGAGGACAAGGACUUGGGUGAUCUAGACCUGCCUCCUUCCUGUCCCUCCAUCCUCUAGAGAAAGCACUGACGUCUUGAGUCCAAUUCCUAGUUCAGGCAGACCUCAGAUUCACCAUCUUCCUGCCUCUGCUUAGCCGGGAUUACAGGCCUGCUCCUCCGGCCCUACUUACACGGUUGCCUUUUUAAAAAAAGAUUUUAUCUCUAGUUAUGUGUGCAUGAGGUGCUUUGGAGCCCAGAAGAGAGUGUUCACAAAUAAAUUUAGUCAUCGAUCAGCCCCAUGCUAGGUAGCUCACAACGUCUGUAAUUUCCUGUAGUUCCGAAGCAGCUGAUGCCUCUCCUGGCUCCUGGACACCCUCAUAACAUAGCAUACAGACUUGAAAUAAAUACUUAAAUAAAAAUAAGUCUUAAAAAGUAAAGGUUUAAGAACAGUAGUAAUGGGGCUGGAGAGAUGGCUCAGUGGUUAAGAGCACUGACUGCUCUUCCAGAGGUCCUGAGUUCAAAUCCCAUCUACCACAUGGUGGCUCACAGCCAUCUGUAAUGAGAUCUGAUGUGUGUCUAAGACAGCUGCAGUGUACUCAUAUACACUAAAUAAAUAAAUAAAUCUUUAAAAAAAAAAAAAAA